Molecule: messenger RNA, 821 nt
Organism: Anastrepha obliqua
Lineage: Eukaryota; Metazoa; Arthropoda; Insecta; Diptera; Tephritidae
Product: trissin-like
Exons: 3
Coding region: 285-665 (126 amino acids)
Source: RefSeq, a predicted model, not a curated record
CGUGGCCGUUGCAAGCUAACGGAAGUGUUUUGUCCGAAAUUGAAGUGCGUCAUUGAAAUAUUACAAAAAAAACUGUUCCUUGGAAAUUUUGCUAAUAAUAAUUACAUGCCGGUGCAUUUCACCAGAAUAUUUGUGCUUCCAUGAGAUCUCCAAACGGGAGUUCAAGUUGAAAAUGCGUUAUAAGUUGCAAUGCUCAUUAAUUUUUCUGUGCAUCUUCAUUAUUUUUACGCACACACCGAUGACGACACGGGCCUUGCGCUCAACUAAACUAAAUACGCUGAUCGAUGCUCUAUGACAUAGACGAGCUGGUGCCAUUUGAAAGUAAGCGCUCGAUGCCAUGCGAUUCAUGUGGGAAUGAGUGUACGAGUGUAUGUGGCACGAAAAAUUUUCGCACCUGUUGCUUCAAUUAUCUGCGCAAACGAAAUGAUCCAAAUGCCAUGAAAUCCUUCAGCAAUAAGCGUCUCAUCGAUUUCAUACUCCUACAAGGACGUGCCGCGAUGUACACCUUGGACGAGCACCACCGCAAUGGUAACGUUGGCGAUGAUGAAAGGGAGGAAAGCGGUGGUGGUGGAAGUUCCGGUAUUGUCGGGGAUGAGAAGACCUUUGCAGACAUUGGCAAUGGUCAUCGAAUUAGAAGCGCUCAUUUUCAUCACAGAAUCGUGUAAGAGGCACAUCAGCGGUGAAGUUUCGCACAUUUCCAGUUUGGGAGUGUGAACCUUUUUUUUGGAUGUUUAAGUUCUAGUUAUAGCUGGAAAGUUAAAAAGUUCUAUUGCAUAAAAAAUAUGUCUGCUGUUUGAAAUGUUGUUUUUAUAAUGAAUAAA